Messenger RNA from Arachis duranensis, 1478 nucleotides. RefSeq lists its product as uncharacterized. Bases 117 to 1265 code for a protein of 382 amino acids. The record is from RefSeq and is a predicted model, not a curated record. Lineage: Eukaryota; Viridiplantae; Streptophyta; Magnoliopsida; Fabales; Fabaceae. The transcript is spliced from 6 exons.
UUGAAUCUGAAUCAAAAACUUUGCUUAGGCUUCUUUUCCUUCCCCGCAUUUCUUUCUUCUUCUGAACCUGUGAUCUUUCUUUUCUUUUCUUUCUCUCCUUUCUCUUAUAACAAAACAUGGCUUACAGAAGAAGGCAGGGUCCAAAGUCUUCAACCUUUGAGGAAGAGAUUCCUCAAUCUCAAUCAUCAUUACCUGAAAACAAUGAAAUCAAGAAUGAUUUUUCAUCGUCGUCGUCAUCUGUUGUUGCUCAAGCCAAGGCCUCCGCCUCUGGCGGCCACGCCUUCGACCCUGCCUCUGAUCAUCACAAAUCCAAGAAUGAUGAUGGUGACUCAAAGACUGGCUUCUGGGGUGUCUUGGCUCAGAGAGCCAAAUCAAUUAUUGAUGAUGAUAUUAACACUGUUCCAUAUCCAUAUUCAUCAUCACAUGCCACUAUGCCACAAAAAUUCAGAUCAUACCCAUUCAGUAAUACAGGUGCUCCAGAAUCUCAGUCAAAGCCGUCAUAUCAACAACAUGAAUCUCAUAAUUUAGGGGACAACCCUACAAUUAGGAAGGGAUUGGAGGCAAUCACUAGUUCCCUUAAUCACUUAGGUGACACCUUUGAGAAGGCUUUUGAGGAAGGCCGAAUGAUCGUGGAGAGCAAGACAGCAGAACUGAAGACUCAAAUCCGGCUUAAAGGAAGUCACGAGGACAAUGAAUCACAACUCAAGGCAUCUCGAGAAGUGGCAAUGGCAACGGCUGCCAAAGCAAAACUACUUCUUCGCGAGCUAAAAACUGUUAAAGCAGAUUUGGCUUUUGCGAAAGCCAGGUGUUCUCAACUAGAAGAAGAAAAUAAAAUGCUCCGCGACCGCGAUACCACUACCACUAAGGGACAGAACCGUGAAGAUGAUGAUAUGGUAUUGAUUCGGUUUCAACUGGAGACGCUUCUUGCCGAGAAGACUCGCUUGGCAGGCGAGAAUGAGGUAUAUGCUAGGGAAAACCGUUUCCUAAGGGAGAUUGUGGAGUAUCAUCAGCUGACAAUGCAGGAUGUAGUGUACCUGGAUGAUGGCAUCGCCGAAGUCCCAGAGGUUUAUGACAGCUCGAGUGGGGUGUCCCGGAUAACAUCUUUCAACCCAUCACCAUCAGAAUCACCUCUUCGAGUGGUUAUUCGGAACUCAGAAAGUUCACCUAUUCUCCCAAACGAGAUGUUAACUGUGAUAGAGAAAGAUAGUAAGAGUGCAUCAGAAAAUGAGGCUCCUCUUCCUAGUGUCUCAGCUUCUCCAAAGUGAUAUAUCUGUUCUUCAAACAAUAGCAUUUAGUUUAGAUGGGGUUCUUCUUGUUUAGAAGCAAGGAAAAUGCAUGUUUUUCUCUUUUGUAGCAUUUAUUAAUUUGUUUCUAUUUUUUACCACUGUGAGGAAGAGGCUGGGUGAUAUUUCAAGAAACUACACAUUUAUUUAUUUAUUUAUUUUUGUGUGACUUAUGUUCAUGUUUUUUGAUUGUAU